AUGGUGCCUGAUCGACUAACUCUACAGAUGAUGGAAAAGAAGCCGACAGAGACUUUUAGGCAAUACGCGCAAAGGUGGAGGGAUAUCUCGGCUCAAGUAAAACCCCCAUUGACUAAAACUGAAAUAACGGUCCUCUUCAUCAACACUUUGAAAGCACCAUUUUAUGAUAAGUUGGUAGGAAGUUCCACGAAAGACUUCGCAGAUAUUGGGCAUUCUACAGAAAAUUGUUUGGCCUUUAAAAGGAGGGUUCAAGGUCUUAUCGAUGCAGGCAUUCUACGAUUUGAUGGUGCAGGCAAUACAGCUGGAAACCCGCUCCCUAACCACACUGAAGGGAACGUGAGCGCGGUGACAAAAGAAGACAAGUGGCGUGCCAGAAGUUUUGUUUCUGAAAUAAAGACACCGCUGCGAAAGAUUUGGGAGGUAAUGGUUGAAAAGGGGCCGUUUUGUCAUCCCAACAGAAUUUUCAAAGAAGGAAACACAAAAAGUCAAUAUUUUUGUGAUUUUCAUGGGAUCGAAUGGCAUGACAUCCAGUCUUGUGAAGGAUUCAGAAAACUACUUCAAGACAUGAUGGACAACAAGGAAGUCGAGAUCCUUAACAAAAAGGAAGAGGCCGAUGAAGGAGAAGUAUGCACUUCUGAAAAUCAAUCAUCAGUUUUCCCUUAUAGUGCCGAUGGACCGUUGAUGAUUUAUUACGAUGCAAAAAAGGAGCAAGUGAAACCAAAGAUGAUAAUUGAAGUACCAUCUCCUUUCUCUUACAAGGACAAUAAGGCAGUACCAUGGAAAUAUGAUGUCAACAUUAUCAUACUUGAAGGUGAAAAAUCCAAAGUCACGAUCGGAAAUGUUGGCGAAGUAGGACACUUCACCCGCAAUGGGAGGUGUUAUUCUAAAAUGGUCAAACCAAUGAAGAAGACUAAUGACUUGAAGCAGAAAGGAAAGACACCGAUGCAUGAGGCCGAGGUUGAACUUGAGAAUCCGUCCGAACAAGAAGUUAAAAGGCCUGUGAAUGAAGAGGAAGCACAUGAAUUUUUGAAGUUCAUCAAGCAUAGUGAAUAUAACAUCGUGGAACAGUUAAACAAACAACCGGCACAAAUCUCGGUAUUAUCCCUACUGUUGAAUUCAGAACCACAUCGGAAUACUUUGCUGAAAGUGUUAAACCAAGCUUACGUGGCAAGCAAUAUAUCUGUCGAAAAACUUGAUAGUGAUGACGAAAUACCCCCAAAUGGUAGGGGCUCCAUAAAAGCAUUACACAUCACAACCCGUUGCAAGGGUUAUAUAAUACCGAAUGUGCUCAUUGACAACGGGUCUGCACUCAAUGUCAUGCCUUUGGCCACGCUUUCUAGAAUUCUGAUUGAUCUGUCUUAUUUAAGGCCUUGUCACUCUACAGUAAGAGCAUUCGAUGGGACGAGACGAGAAGUCACGGGAAAGAUCGAAAUUCUUCUAGAAGUGGGCCCCUACAUAUAUGACAUCGAGUUUCAGGUUAUGGACAUCACGCCUUCGUAUAAUUGCCUUUUAGGAAGGCCUUGGAUCCACUCUGCUGGGGCAGUUCCUUCAUCUCUCCAUCAAAAAGUGAAGUUUAUCAUGGAUGGUCUCUUGGUCACUGUUGUGGGUGAGGAAGACAUUGUCGCAUCUAUCUCUGCUGAUACACCAUACCUUGAAGUAAGUAAGGAUGCAGAAUGUUCCUUCCGUUCCUUUGAAUUCAUCAAUGCUACGUUUGUUGCUGAAGGAAAUAAAACUCCUAUGCCUAAGCUGUCAAGGAAUACCAAGAUGAGAAUUAAGCUGACUGUACGAAAGGGAGCCCGAGCGAGGAAAGGUUUGGAAAGAUAUCAGCAUGGGAUAGUGAGAGCUCUAAAACCAGUGCCUCAUAAGGCUCGAUAUGGUUUAGGGUUCGAAUCGGAUAUACGACAAAGAAGAAAAUAG
Gossypium arboreum is the source of this 1917-nucleotide messenger RNA. RefSeq lists its product as uncharacterized. Bases 1 to 1917 code for a protein of 638 amino acids. NCBI's taxonomy places the organism in Eukaryota, Viridiplantae, Streptophyta, Magnoliopsida, Malvales, Malvaceae. The record is from RefSeq and is a predicted model, not a curated record. The transcript is spliced from 3 exons.